This is a messenger RNA of Penicillium concentricum, 630 nucleotides long. RefSeq lists its product as uncharacterized. The transcript has a single exon. Lineage: Eukaryota; Fungi; Ascomycota; Eurotiomycetes; Eurotiales; Aspergillaceae. Bases 1 to 630 code for a protein of 209 amino acids. The record is from RefSeq and is a predicted model, not a curated record.
AUGUCAGCCAUACCCUACAUCCGCUCUGUGCGUGGGUCCUCACUCCUCCGCAUUGGAGGUAUCCAAUCGCACCACAUCACGCAACCCUCCAUACAGCGACUGGUUCCGGUCUCUCGGGCUUUACACAGCUUAUCCAGCUCUAACAAACUACGAGCUAGCCCAAUUCUAUUCCAAUCGCGAUCCUCAAUCCGAUCAUCACUUCCCAAACCCACAGCGAGAACAUACGCCGACCGAAAAGGAUCCACCGGCAAAGCCGAAGCGGACCUCCUAGUUGAGGAACUCCAAGAGCUCUACGAAGUCGCCAAAGACGAGUUCGAAAUUGCCACGGAGAGCACCGACUCAUCUACCAUCUACGCUGCUUCAGACCGCGAAUCUGCCCGCGAUGCUCUCAACCAGCUGUCCACUGUGUACGCCCUCUACACUGCUCGUCCUGGGGAGGUUGAAAAUGAGACGGAUGAAUUACUCUCUGCUGGAGAGGAGGCCGGAGAGAGUGCUAUUGUCGAGACACAGUACAAUCCGGCAGAGGUCCCGCAGGGUGUGAAGGAUGAGGUACGUCGGCGGGUUGGACAUCGGAUUCGGGAGUUGAAGAAUGCUGUUGAGGCGCUUGAGCAGAGGGCUACGGAAGAUUGA